Messenger RNA from Klebsormidium nitens, 4008 nucleotides. NCBI's taxonomy places the organism in Eukaryota, Viridiplantae, Streptophyta, Klebsormidiophyceae, Klebsormidiales, Klebsormidiaceae. The record is from the annotation of a GenBank genome assembly.
AUGACACCACCUAUCAUGCAAUUGCAAGCGGACUGGUACAAGUUUCUGACCCCUCGUUUCCAACCCUGCCCUCAGCAAUCCAACACCCGGAACAACGCCAACCGGUUAUUUGACAGCCAAAACAACGAUAAUGGGGGGUACCAAGUCGGCGACAACUGUCAGCCUGUGUGUCAAAAUGCGAACCAGCAGUAUGACAGCCAGAAACCUGGAGCGGGGAAAGGAACGAUGUACUAUUACGCAGGGUCGGAGCUAUCCUUAGAGUGGACAAACCAGCACGCUUGCGCGCCGGAGAAUCUGGGGCCCAACACGCGGUGUGACAUCAUUAUCCAGUAUGCUUGCGACUCGACCCCCGCUGACAACAGCACGCUCCGGGACGGAACCAAAACGACUACCAUCACUGCCACGUCAGCGGGUGACGUGGACCCCUCCUCUGGUCGCCACGAGUCGUUCCAGUAUUACAGUGACUGCCGGGCCAGGCAGCGGAACCGGGGCCUAUUCACAGCGGACCGUAACAUGCGGGAUGACAUCGGCGCGACGUCGACGAGGCAGAACGAGAAUGGCAACAGGUACGGCUUCGAGUGUCCGGAGGAGCGUGACUACUACCCGUACUGGCACCCAACCAUGUGGAACGACGCGGCGGUGCUGACGUCAGACACCACCCGGUGUCCGUACUACGCGCGGGAGAGCGAGAACGUCAAGGGCAGAGGUUUCUGCUCGCUUCCUCAGUACAACAACCAGGCCGCCUGCGAAGGCGGCACGGCAGGCGGCACCUGGACUCAAACGUCGCCGCGAAAGUUGCCGCCCCCUUUCUGCGGCCCGGUGCCCAUCUCCCGGGACAACCACCUGGGAGACGUCGUCGGGGGAAGCAUGGCCAGCUACAAUUGGACGCUGCCAAACCCGCCCCCCGGUCUCACGGCUGCCACGUGUGUCCUCCGCAUUCGCUACAACAUCACGACGACCGACUUCACCGCCUGGCCGGUGGGCCGAUUGGAUGGCGUAGACUCGCGAAACAACAAUGAUCGGAGCCCGGUUACCAAUAACCCGGAGAAAGACUACCUCGGGUUAGGGUACAACAAAACAGGCCCAUUGAGACUAGCGAUGAACACCGCCCAGUUCGGACGGACCUUCCAGGACCGGUCGCACGUGUGGGUCCUCAAGUCGCGCCCCGCUGACGUCGACGAUGACACGCGCAUCAUCAACGUUAACGUCAGAGGUAGGAGGGGGAACAUUGUACAGGUGUACCCUUCCGUUGAGUACGACUUCGUGCCGACGCGCUUCCACGCGGGUGUGGGCGACCUGCUACAUAUACAGUGGACUGGCUCGGACGCCAAUAGCCAGGGGAACAAUGGAAACGGCCGGACGUCGACGGACCGCAGCAACCUGGUCCAGAUCGCGUCCGCGGCCGCGAACGUGCCGCUGUCCGCGGCGUCCAACACGCUGCUGCUCGCGCGCAACGGGAGCGCGGACCCCGCGGCGCUCGCGCGCUUCGCGUACCUCAACCAGACGGGGUGCAACGCGGGGGAGACGGACCAGAACGCGCUGGACAACUGCAAGGUCCUAAACGCGGCCCCCGCAUAUUUCGACGGCGGCCUGGUGGAGCUGCGCGCUCAGGGCACCAUGCACUUCAUGUCGACCCGGAACAACGCCUUCUCCAACCGGUCACAAAAGUUGACCGUUAUCGUCGGCCCGGGGAAAAGAAAACCCAAUCUACCCGCCAUAAUCAUUGGGUCAGUGGUCGGGUUACUGGUAGUUGCAACCGGGGUGUUCUUGCUGGCGGCGUUUUGGGUCGGGGCGGAGGCCGGGGGAGGGGUCGGAUUGGGCUCAGCGAUCAUCAUCGCUAGGACGAAGCGGCGGCUCUUCUUCUGGAGACGGCCCCCAGUGCACUCGCUUGUCACCUCGGCAGCAGCUCCAGAUUCACCGGGCGCAAUUACGACCGGGCCAAACGGCAUGGUGCUUUCCGUUCCCACGCCUCCCGACACCCCGGUGAGAAAAGGCGCCCCCGGCGGACUAACCGGCCACUCAGGCCCGUAUAACCCGCUGGUUACAUGGUGGGUUAACCUCGGCCGGGGAAACCGGUUCCUGGGCAUCUACGGAACGCUGACGGCCGCGGCCGCUCUCGACGGGUUCAUCACAAACGUCAGCCGCCUGUCCGGCCCGGCGGGGGCGUUCUUCCCACUUGCCAAAGCAGGAGGAUACAUGCUGGACUUCAACUGCACGCUGAUUCUGUUCCCCAUGAUGCGCAACAUCAUGAGCUGGCUGCGGACGACGCCGCUGUCCGAAUGGGUCCCGCUGGACGAACACAUCACCUUCCACACGCUGGUCGCCGCGGUGAUCGCGUUCGCAUCCGCGUUCCACAUUGCGAUGCACUACGCGGCGGGCGCCCAGAUGGGCAUUCUACGACAUUACGUUAUCGAGACGCUGCCUGGCGUCACAGGCCACCUGAUUGUGCUCCUAAUGAUCCCCAUGUUCUUGACCGCCCACAACAGCAUCCGCCGGGGCAAGGGGUUCAAUUUUCGAAAGCGCAAGAUCGGCGGCUACGAUCUCUUCUUCAACGUGCACCAACUCUACAUCCUAGUUUUCAUUCUUCUUUGGAUCCACUCCCCGUCUUUCCACAAGUGGUGCUUUUGGCCGGUGGUUCUAUUCAUUGUGGAUAAGCUGGUGGGGCACCUGCGGUCGGGGCGGGAGGUGCGCCUGCUGCGGGCCUGCAACGAGACGACCGGAACGGAUGUGAUGCGCAUCGAAAUGGCUAUCGACCGGUUCCACUACAAACCGGGGCAGUACCUGUACAUAAACUGCCCGGCGAUCUCCAAGCACGAAUGGCAUCCGUUUACCAUUACGAGCGCGCCGGAAGAAGCGAUCGUGUCCGUCCAUAUGAGGACACGUGGCGACUGGACGACGGGGCUGCGGCAGCUGCUGAAUCCGGAGAACCUCAAGGAGGUUGACUUCUCUGACAUCAGCGCCUUGUCCCGGGCGUCCGCCCCAGCCACCAGCGCGACGCGCGCCAAGCCGCUCUCACCGCUCGCGCCCGCGUCCGCCCGAAACCCUAAAACCCCGGACAUCGCCGAUGCGAAGAAACCAGACGCGAAGCCGGCCGCGGAACCCGUAAAAGAAAACGAAACCCCUCCCGCAAAGACGUCGUUCUUCGGCGGGCGGGGAGCCAAGCCCCGGGCGAAGCCCGAGCUUGGGAAAGGAGAGAAAGAUCCCGGGGGAUCCCCCCGGGCGGAAGCGUCCCAAGCUACCCCGGCCAGCGUGCAAGCGCUGAGCAAGAUCGCCGCUCAGAAGGAAGAGAACGCGGUACCCACCGGGCAGGGAGAGGUUCCUGGUACAAACCCGCCGGGCGUUCCGCUCGAGCAGGUCGUGAGCGGGGAGCGCCCGGCGGGAGGCGCUGCGGCCGCGGCCGCGACGCCGCUGGCGCGCGCGGACGCGAUCUCGCGCGCGCCCUUGAUCCGGGUGGACGGACCAUAUGGGGCGGGGUCUGAGCACGUGGUGGACUACGAUACGGUGAUGUUGGUUGGCGCCGGGAUCGGUGUGACGCCGUUUGCCGCCGUCUUGAAAAGCAUCCGCCUCCGCUGGCGCCGCCAGGCCGCGACCGGGGGGCCGCUGGACACCGUCUUUCCGCUCAAGGUCUACUUCUAUUGGAUCUGCCGCGAUCGGCAGGAGUUCAACUGGUUCAGCUGGCUGCUCGCGGAGCUCGAGCACGAGGACGUCAGGCUGAGCAACCGGUUCGAGAUCAACACGUACAUGACCGGCGAGUUAAACCUGGACGAAGUCGUCACUCAGAACAAGGACACGUCAGCAAAGAAGGGCGCGGAGGUCGCGUGGGCCGGCAAGAAGUGGGCGGGGCGACCCAACUGGAAGCGCAUCUUCAAGAAGGUCGCCGAGACGCACGGCGGCAAGACCGUCGGCGUGUUCCUGUGCGGCCCCGGGGCGCAGGAGCUGCGGGACGCGUGCAAGAGCAACACAACGCUAGGGGGAGCGACCUUCGACUUCCACAAGGAGAACUUCUAA